ACCACGCCGGCCGGGAGGGGGAGUCGACGGCAGCGAGGGUUUAGGGCGGAGCGGGCGCGCCUCCGAGAGACGCGCCUCCCAGCUUAGGUGCAGGCCCCGCGCGCGGCACAGCGGGGAGGCGAUCCCGGCGGCGGCCGUGUGGUGGCAGGAGUCUUGAAAUUGCUCUGAAGGUGAGGACAUCCCCUCCCCCACCAUCAGCCACCACCGCCAGCCACCCACGUUGUCCUCAUCAGCCCCUCCCCAUCAGCACCACUUGCAUCGCCUGGCCCGCCUGGCCCGAGUCAACCUCCUGCAUCACUUGGUGUAAAUGGCUGAUAAGCAGAUCAGCCUGCCGGCCAAGCUCAUCAAUGGUGGCAUCGCUGGGCUAAUCGGGGUCACCUGUGUGUUCCCCAUCGACCUGGCUAAGACACGGCUGCAGAACCAGCAGAAUGGCCAGCGCAUGUAUGCCAGCAUGUCUGACUGCCUCAUCAAGACCAUCCGCUCUGAGGGCUACUUCGGCAUGUACAGAGGAGCAGCAGUAAACCUGACCCUUGUCACCCCCGAGAAGGCUAUCAAGCUGGCAGCUAAUGACUUCUUCAGACAUCAGCUCUCUAAGGAUGGACAGAAGCUGACCCUGCCCAAGGAGAUGUUGGCAGGCUGCGGGGCUGGCACCUGCCAGGUGAUUGUGACCACCCCCAUGGAGAUGCUGAAGAUCCAGUUGCAAGAUGCAGGCCGAAUCGCUGCUCAGAGGAAGAUUCUAGCUGCCCAGGCCCAGCUCUCGGCCCAGGGAGGUACCCAGCCCUCAGUAGAGGCUCCAGCUGCUCCUCGGCCCACAGCCACCCAGCUGACCCGUGACCUGCUGCGGAACCAUGGCAUUGCUGGCCUCUACAAGGGACUGGGGGCCACGCUACUCAGGGAUGUCCCCUUCUCCAUUGUCUACUUCCCCUUGUUUGCCAACCUGAACCAGCUGGGCCGCCCACCUUCUGAGGAGAAGUCACCUUUCUAUGUGUCCUUCCUGGCAGGCUGUGUGGCUGGGAGUGCAGCCGCUGUGGCUGUCAACCCCUGUGAUGUGGUGAAGACUCGGCUUCAGUCCCUUGAGCGAGGCGUCAAUGAGGACACUUACUCAGGGUUCCUGGACUGUGCCAGGAAGAUCUGGAGACAUGAGGGCCCCUCGGCCUUCCUGAAAGGCGCGUACUGCCGUGCACUGGUCAUCGCCCCGCUGUUCGGCAUCGCUCAGGUGGUCUACUUCCUGGGCAUCGCUGAGUCCCUGCUGGGGCUGCUGCAGGAACCCCAGGCCUAAGCCCGUGCUGCUUCUCCCCAGCCUAUGGGCUGAGGCCAGAACAGGGUGACCAGCACAAGCCUGAGAAGGACUGGUCUCUCCCCAGUCCUCCCCAUCAAACAGGAAGGCAGGGGGAGGGUGCAGGGUCCACAUGGGUGGUACACACAUAGGCCCCCAUGGGGUCCUGAGGGACAAAAAAUUGGGAUCAAGGUCUUAUUUAUGUAGAAAAUGCAGAAUUCUGUACAUUCCUCAAGCCAGUCCUGUUGAGCCAGUCCUGUCCCAUCCCUGUACCCAACCCAGUCUCACCUGGCCUGAACACCCCCUGAGACAGAGCUGGUCUCUGGGCUGGGGCUCCCAGGCCUGGUUUGGGCAGGCAGACCCUACCCUGUAGUUCACUGGCUCCGGUCUCUGAGGCUCUCCUGGUCUACAAAGGGGACCCAUCUACACAUACAAAAUUAUUUAUUGAAUUUGCUGUGCCCACGUGGCUCUGCCUGUCUCCGUCCAUCGGUCUGUUUGCCCCUGCUGCUCUUUCUGCCUCAACCAGAAUCCCACUCUGCCUCCCCAGUCAGCCUUACAGGAGGACUGGAGUGCUCUACCCUCAUGUUAAGCUAGGAUUCCUAGGCUGGGUGUGUGGCCACAUCCAUGCGGAUCCCAGGCAUCCCGCACAUACUCUUCCUGGUGAGCCUUUGGGCUCCCACCCUGUGUGGGACCCAGAAUGCUUGAGGUCUUUGUGUGCCUGUGAUGGGGCAGGUUGCUCUGCUCUGCCCCCAGCAGCCGGCUGACCAGGCUGCAUGGGGAUAGGCCCUUAAGGGCCCAGUUGCCUUUCCCUGUGGGGUCAGGCAUCCCGUGCUUGAGUGCUGUGUCUCAGGUCUUCUGCUGACCCCGUCCAAUAAUUGACUUCUCCAGCCUGGUGGCUCUUCUGAUAGAGCCCUACUCCUGGACAGAGAUUGCUUGUGGGGAAAGGGUAGACAUGAAGGCCAGUAUGGAGCCCGGGCCACCUAGCUUUCUGGGCCUCUGUCCAUAUUUGGGAAGCCCCCGGCCCCCCCCACGCCCUGGAUCCUCUGUUCUGAAUCAAAUCAGUCCUCCUCCCCUGCCCUGGCCAUGUGAUUGUGUUUGGUGAUUGACUGAAGUGCUGGUGCUGUGUCCCUCAAGCCCGACCCCCUCCGUGGAGGCCCCUUCCCAGUGACACUACCUGGGGCUCAAGCCUGGGCCUCCUACUUCACGGUUGCUCCUGGGAGCCUCCCCUCCUAUCAUGUCUGUACCUUGGAAGUUGCUGCUCCUGCUUAAAGAAUUAUAUUUUUUUCUUUUGAAGAGUUUAAGAAGUUGUAACUUUUUGUGUCUUGUCAUGUAAAAGAUAAAUAAAAUAUUCUAAAUAGA
Messenger RNA from Mesocricetus auratus (golden hamster), 2635 nucleotides. It is a transcript of the gene Slc25a22, whose product is annotated as solute carrier family 25 member 22. Gene Ontology annotation, biological process: malate-aspartate shuttle; L-glutamate transmembrane transport; aspartate transmembrane transport. Gene Ontology annotation, molecular function: L-aspartate transmembrane transporter activity; L-glutamate transmembrane transporter activity. The transcript is spliced from 10 exons. The coding region runs from base 308 to 1279 and encodes 323 amino acids. The record is from RefSeq and is a predicted model, not a curated record. NCBI's taxonomy places the organism in Eukaryota, Metazoa, Chordata, Mammalia, Rodentia, Cricetidae.